AACUUCCUCAUGAUAGUUCAAAAGCAACUCAAGCCUUAUAUGCAGCCAAUAAAAUAGUUAAUACAUUUCAACCACAUAAAGAAAAUUCUAUCGAUCAAGCACUUUUAAUAUCUAAAGAAUUUUUGAAACAUAAAAAUGGAAGUAAUGAUCAAUUUAAAUUGACAGCAGUUGGAAAUUGUCAUAUUGAUACUGCUUGGUUAUGGCCAUUUGAUGAAACCAAAAGAAAAGUAGCAAGAAGUUGGUCAACACAAGUUGGAUUAAUGAAUAUUUAUCCAGAAUAUAAAUUUGUCGGCUCACAAGCACAACAAUUUGAGUGGUUAAAAGAAUUAUAUCCCAAGUUAUUUAAACAAAUUCAAGAAAAAGCUGUUAAUGGUCAAUUCUUACCAAUUGGUGGAGUGA
This is a messenger RNA of Diversispora eburnea, 399 nucleotides long. NCBI's taxonomy places the organism in Eukaryota, Fungi, Glomeromycota, Glomeromycetes, Diversisporales, Diversisporaceae. The record is from the annotation of a GenBank genome assembly.